Molecule: messenger RNA, 1559 nt
Organism: Xyrauchen texanus (razorback sucker)
Lineage: Eukaryota; Metazoa; Chordata; Actinopteri; Cypriniformes; Catostomidae
Product: delta-type opioid receptor-like
Exons: 4
Coding region: 159-1289 (376 amino acids)
Biological process (GO): neuropeptide signaling pathway; sensory perception of pain
Cellular component (GO): neuron projection; membrane
Molecular function (GO): nociceptin receptor activity; neuropeptide binding
Source: RefSeq, a predicted model, not a curated record
AUUUUCAGAAGACUCGCCCAGCUGAAAAUGAAAUCUUAAGUUGUAAGAGUCCUUUUUUCUUGAUUUGAGAUAGCUCAUAACAGUCUAUCUCUAUGCAAUUUCACCGGACUGCGUCACAUACCCUCAGUUUCAUCAGCACUUUCGUGAGUUGUUGAACGAUGGAGCUGUGCGACGAGUUGACCUGCGACAGAAACACUCUGGUUCAACAGAUGUUUAACGACACGCUUUUGCUGAGGAAUUUAAGUGUUCCUGAUGUUAAAUAUGGACUUUUACCUACGAGCAUAAAGAUAACAGUCGUUGUAGUCUACUUAAUAGUGUGCGUGGUGGGACUCGUGGGGAACUUUCUGGUCAUGUAUGUAAUUAUCAGGUACACAAAGAUGGAAACGGUCACCAACAUUUACAUCUUUAACCUGGCCCUGGCUGAUGCACUAUUGCUGGCCACUCUUCCCUUUCAAGGCACGGAUGUCCUCCUUGGAUUCUGGCCCUUCGGUCUGGCUCUUUGCAAGACUGUGGUGGCCAUUGACUACUACAACAUGUUCACAAGUAUCUUCACCCUGACCAUUAUGAGCGUGGAUCGCUACAUAGCAGUCUGCCACCCUGUGCGCUCCCUGACAGUUCGCACCCCUCUCCGGGCCAAACUGUUUAAUGUGGCUGUGUGGGUAUUGGCAUCAGCCGUAGGAUUGCCCGUCAUGAUUAUGGGUCAGGUGGAGGAGGAUGUUAACGGUGUUGAGUGCUUAGUGGUCAUGCCUGACCCGAGAGGACGCUGGGAGCCUGUGUUCGCGACUAGCGUGUUCCUCUGCUCAUUUCUUAUUCCUGUGGCAAUCAUAAGUGGCUGCUAUGGGUUGAUGGUGCGACGCCUACGCAGUGUAUGUCUCCUCUCGGGCUCAAGGGAGAAAGACCGAAACCUGAGGAGAAUCACCUAUAUGGUCCUGUCUGUGGUAGCUGCCUUUGUGCUGUGCUGGAUGCCAGUGCAAGUCUUGGUUCUGAUCCAGGCCUUGGGAAAGGUGGAUCUUGGAGGCAGCCAGGUCACUUUGGCAGCCAUGCACUUCUGUAUUGCUCUGGGCUAUGCUAACAGUAGUUUAAACCCUGUUCUCUAUGCCUUCUUGGAUGAAAACUUCAAGCGGUGUUUCCCUGAAUUCUGUGUGCCAACCAACUCCAAUUGGUACUUAGAAGAUCAGCAUAAGAGGUCAUUGAAAAAGGAGAGAGAAUGUGGUGUGGAGGAAGAGGCAGCUGAUUCACAAGAAAAAGGAGUGGUUGUUGUAAAUCCCAUUCCACUGUGUAUGGAUUAGAUUAGAGGUUUUCUUUGAAUGUUUGGCCAUUAGUUAGAUGCAAUUAAGUACAGUAGUAUAAACAUCAAGGAUUUUGUCCAUCUGCCAGAUUCUAAAUUGUGUGAUAAGAUACAUAUUGUACAACAUACAAGACCAUCAGCUCAUCACAUGGGCAAAAUGACUUUUUUUAACAGCAUUUUCCACCCUUUUUGACCCAUUGCAUUGUAUACUGUCUUAUUAUUUGUUUAUGUUUAUUUUUGUAUUGUUAAUACCAAUAUUUGUAUUGUUUAC